AUGGAAGAUUAAAAAGCUAGAAAAAUAUAAAAAGCUUGGAGGUCAUUUACAAAUAGAAAAAUAUUCCAAUAUUAUAAAGACAUCAUAUUAUUUAAGUGCAAAGGAAACCCAGCUCGAUUGUUAAAAGCUAUUAACCCUAACGAGGCUCAAUUGCUCGAUGCUGCUUGCAAAUCACAUAUUCGAUUUCGACUUGGUGGAGAACAAUUUCCUCCUAUUAUUUACUAUAAAAUAUAUAGUCACGGAGGAAUUGUAGAUUUAAAUUCUUUUGCACCUAGAGAUUAUUCAUCAAUCUAAAGAGAUCCUGUUCCUCAUGAAAAAGUUGCAUAUUCAGAAUAUAAGAAAAAUUAAUAAAAAUACGAUAAUCAAGGAUGGUAUUUAAGGCUAGACAACAAUGGAUGGAGACCAAUCUCAAACAAAUAAAUGAUCAAAGCAGAUUUUGUUGAAUUAUACACAGCUAACAAAAUUAGAUAUUAUCAUCAUAAAAAAGACAAGCGAGAGGAAAAAGUGAAUAAGAAGACGAGACUCAAUAAAUUGAAAUGGGCAUAAAGUAUUUAAAAAUAAAAAGAGGGAACUCAAUAGAAUAAAUAGGUUUAAUAAUCUUAAGACUUCUUCACUCAAACUAAGUAAUAUUUAGAAAUGGAUGAUGAUGAAUUUGAUAAGGAAGUAUAAAACCUUAUAGAUUGGAGUGAAAAUUUGGAUUAUGAUAAAUAUAUGACAGAAUGGUUUUAAUUAUCUACUUCUAAUGCAAGCGAAAAUUAUGUUGUUUAGUAAAUUCAUUAAACAAAAAUUGAUUCAGUCUUUAAAGGAACUUGA
Molecule: messenger RNA, 813 nt
Organism: Paramecium tetraurelia
Lineage: Eukaryota; Ciliophora; Oligohymenophorea; Peniculida; Parameciidae
Exons: 7
Source: RefSeq, a predicted model, not a curated record